GGUGCAAUCGCAGCUUGUGCGUCACGACGCCGCCAGCUGAUCGGAGACUGGAGCCGGUGUGUGCUGGGCGCUGGGAAGACACAGCGCCGCGGGCCGUGGGGAACGGACGCACUGAUUUGCUCCCUUACCCUCAGCAACCCCCCCACCCAGCACCAGGAGCCUGUCCCUCCCACAUCCUCACCUGGCUGAGCCGCAGUAGUUCUUCAGUGGCAAGCUUUAUGUCCUGACCCAGCUAAAGCUGCCAGUUGAAGAACUGUUGCCCUCUGCCGCUGGCUUCAAGGAGGAGGAGGAAGAGGAGAAGGAGCUGCUUUCCCCUUCAUCUGGAAGGUGACAGAGCUGGGGCUGGGAAGGUCCGAACAGUGGGAGUGAUGAUACCUUUUGGGAGAGGGAACCUGUUCAGUUGGAGAGCCUUCAGCCAGACUGGCCCAGCAAGAGAGAACAAUUUUAGAUUAGAGACCCUGGUUGGUUUGGGGAAUAGAUGGCUGUGACCAAGUAAGGUUAGUUGGUCUACACUGCUGUGACAAGAGGAAGAUAACAGGAGCAAAGAAAAUUGUCUGCCUCUUUACCCAGAUGUCUUUCUUGGCCCUCCUUCUUUGUUUCCCUUUCUUUCCUACUGCCUUUCCAGGUGAGGUCCAAAGUAAAUUUCUUCAGGGAAAAGGUCAUACUGAAACUCCUAUGUGAGUAGUCAUCCCCAUGGUCUUACCUUUCCCUCUAUUUCCUUAGAUGGCCCAGACUCUAGAUUUGGGAAUAAUCACCUAUAUGUGGGACCAUUAGACAUCUUGUCUCGGCUUCUUCACCUGUGAGAUGGGGAAUCACACAGUUGAGUGUGCAGGAGGGAAUCAGAAGCCUACUUCUGUGAACUGCUCAGAGCCUGGGCUCUCCUCUCCCUAUGGGUGGGAACAAAACAGCUUUCCAUAUAAGCUAUUGCCCCUCCCCCCAUCCCUGAACACCAUGACCCAAGGAGGAUGGGGGAGAGUUUAGAAUGGGGGUGUAAGUUUAUACCAGUGCAGGGGACCAGGAGGAGCUCAUUCUUUCCAUUGACAUCCCACCAUGCAAAGGUGGCCCCAGGCUUCCUCUGCCACCCAAAACAGGACUGCAGCCCCUGAUAGGGUUCCAACUGCUGUUCUCUGUUUCUUCCCUCACUUUACCUUCCAGGAUAGUUUGUGAGACUGCUCAGGCUUGUGCAGGCAGGAAAUUCCCUCCAGGAACCAGGAGAGGUGAACUGUGGGAUGUGAUGCCCUUUGGAACAUCAAGCAGUAUAAGCCUACCACCCCCACCCCAGCUCCUGAUGCAGUCUAACUCUUGGGGCUCAGUUCUGGUGUGGUUCAACCAUGGCCCAGAUGCCCUACCUGAAUGUGGCCAAAUUCAGCGGCUACAGGGAGCUGUCCUGUCAUGGGGCAGGAGGUGUGGAGAUAGCAGGAUCCUAGUCUCCAUUUAUGAGAAACAGAGAUUUAGGGGAGAGUAGAUCAUCGAAUCCAUCCUCCUGCAGUCUAAGCUGCAGGAGGUAUAGGACUGCAGUGGAGGGUGUGGGUAGACUGAGUCCGUUCAGAGUCUGCAACAAAGAUUGCUCUGUCCCUGGACAUUGCUUCCAUCCUUUCUUCCCCUCCCCGCCUCACUGGCCACAGUGUCUCCAUCCAGCCCUGGUUCUAGGGCUCUGCCAUCCUUACCCAUCCUGAUCCAUCAUGAAGUAAAAGUGAGGAAGAACAGCCUGUGAACACAGAGGCAGGCAGAAGACCAGUGAAGGACCAGGCCUAGAGAGCACAGGGCUCUGUCUGGGCACCCCUCAGAGGGGACCCAUAAAGGACAGAAACACCCUAGGAGAAGGAAGGACAGCCAGCCUCCUUCAAGGACAAGCUCCCAGCCAUCUGCCUCAUUCACUAUUUCUCUCCAGUGUACUUACUGCCUCCCUCAGAGAUAGGAGACUAUAUCACAGUGUCCUGUGGCUUCAUUCUCCUACUUCUACCUCUUUACCUUGUAAUUUUUUUUUUUUAAGAUUUUAUUUAUUUGACAGAGAGAUCACAAGUAGACAGAGAGGCAGGCAGAGAGAGAGAGAGGGAAGCAGUCUCCCUGUUAAGCAGAGAGCCUGAUGUGGGACUCGAUCCCAGGACCCUGAGAUCAUGACCUGAGCCAAAGGCAGCGGCUUAACCCACUGAGCCACCCAGGCGCCCCUACCUUGUAAUUUUUAUAUAAAGUGGACUCAAGGAGCAAGAACUAUCUGUGAAAGGACGUAAGUAGGAAAUUCAGAGAAGAAAUUCAAAUGGAUAAAACCAUGAAAAACAAUGUGUUUCAUUAGUAAUUAAAGAAAGACAAAUAUAGUCGAAAGCAUUUUUCCCUCAGCAAACUAUAUUUAAAAAAAAAAAAAAACAAGAACCAGCAUUGGCAAAGAAAUAAGAAAAUAACACUCCUAUACAUUGCAUGUAGCAGGGGCCAAUUGGUACAGCCUUCCUGAAUGUCAGGUUGGUGAUAGGUCUCAAAUACUCUAAAAGUUUCCAUCGCCUUAGACCUAGUAAUUCUAUAUUUGGGAAUUUAUCCUAAGAAAAUAAUUAAAGAUUUAGUCACAAGAUGCUCAUCCGAGUAUUGCAGUAGAGAAAAUGAGAAGCAACUGUCUGAUUGGGAAUUCAUUUCUUUUCUGCUGUAAUAAAAAUUUGCAAUGGGGGAUUCCUUAAGUAAAUCAUUGUAUAUCCAUCCAGAUGGUGGAGUACUGCGCAGCCAUUAAAAGUCAUGUAGAAGAACAUUUGGAAAGAAAAAUGCUCUUUGAAUAUUAAAAAUUUAUAAAAAUAGUAUUAUGUGAUCUCAAUUUUGUUUUUUAAAAGAUGGGUAUAUUCUUGUAUACAUAAAACAUGAAAAACAAAAUGUUAAUAAUAGUGGUUAUCUUUGAACAGUGGAACAAAGUCAUUGUAAUUUUCCUCUUUGGCUUUUCUGUAACUUUAAAAUAUUCUAUAUUGAGUAUGAUUUUCAUACAAUAAAAUUUAAAAGAAUCAGUGUAAUUUUUUUUUAAAAGCUUGGAGAGGUGGGUGGGGAGGAAUUAAGGGGUGCCCCUGGCCCUUUGGACAUAAUGGGGUUUUGGUGGAGAAAGAGGGUUGUGAGAAUGUGGAGAACUUCAUUCUCCAGGAGUAGCUGCAAUCUACCCUCUCCAGGUACAGGGAAACAGCUCUCUGAAUUGCUGGCUCUUAGCCAGCUAAAGAGGUGUGGAGUGGAGUAAGGAAAACAGUGAAAACCUGUCACUCUCCAGGAGAUGGAAGAUGGGGAAGGGGGGGAGGGUAGAUUUUCCUCUCCAGGCAGAAAGGUUCUGGAAUCCUAUCAGUCUUUGUUAUUCUCUGAUGCUGCCCCAACCUUGAGGUGACCCUGCGUGACCUCUCCUUGGCGCCUCAAAUUGGAAGAGAGAAUUCCAUUCACCUACCAAGCCCUGGGUGGGUGGGGGGGGGGGUGCUUUUCAAGACUUCGGUGGUUUCCUGAGUGGUUUCCUUUCGCCUCCCCUUCCUAAUAGCAGGUUUCCUCUGUAGAGCCCCCAAAAGUGGUUGGGGGGAGGAGUUCCAGUGGGUCGCUUCUCCAAAAUGGGAGUUCUUGUUCCGUUCGAACGUACUGUGUAAGGGAACGGGACUGUUGGAAUCAUCGGGUUGUUAAGAUGUGCUAAAGGUCUGGAAACCUCGGGAGGUGGAAAGGGUGGCUCCGAGGAAGUGAGGUGCCCCCACAUUUGAGAAGGGGGUUGGUGCGGAGCAGGGCGGUGGCGAUGUUUAAGCAUUGGGAGUGGGUGUGCGCAGGCCUCUACCUUAAGGUCGGUGAGGAUCCCGUGGGAAGAAGGACCAGCAGGUGAGAGGUUAGCGUGGGGAGAGGAGGUGAAAGAUAACGGGGCGGGGCCUGUGGGAGUGUCAGGUGAGAUUAGCGACCUAUUUCUGGAGCUCGGAGGGGUUUGGGACACAGGGCAUUGGGAAAGGAAGAUCUCUAUCGACAUGAUGGGAGUCCUACGGAGCUCUCGGGCCAGGCUUGGCAGCCGGGAGCCCCCAACCCUCCAUCCCCCGCUAGGGCUGGACGCAAUCGGUGACUGUGGCUCCGGGGCGUGGCCCCACGGCUGCUCCAAUCGCCACCUAGCCGAAUGAUGGGGGCGUGGUCAAGCCCUGGAAAAGUUACAGCGGAUUCCAAAGCCGCGGUGGGCUGGGGAGGCUAAAGACCCAUUCUUGUCCGGAAACCAGCUCACAGUCUCCGCAGCCGGCUUUGGAGGAGUCCCGCCUGAGAGUGCGGGGGUCCAAGGGACUGAACCGGACCUAGCCCGCCCGCCAGGCCAUGGCGUCCUGGGGGCUCCUUGUGACCGGCGCCUCCUUCGCCGUCUUCCGGGGGCUGCAUUGGAUGCUGCAGCUGCUGCCCACGCCAGGAUCUGCUGCCCAGGACAGUUGGAAAUGGCGGAACAUCUGUGUCUCCCUGGUGCACAGCCUGCUCACAGGGGUCUGGGCGCUGCUUGGGUUGUCGCUGUACCCUCAGAUGGCUGCUGACCCCAUUAACGGCCACCCAUCCUGGGCCCUGGUGCUGGUGGCUGUCUCCGUGGGUUAUUUCUUGGCUGAUGGAGUUGACAUGCUGUUGAAUCAGACCUUGGGCCAGGCCUGGGAACUUCUCUGUCAUCAUUCAGUGGUUGUGAGCUGCCUCAGCACUGCCAUUCUGUCCAACCAGUACGUGGGCCUCUGUGUGGUGUCUCUGCUCCUGGAGCUGAACUCUGUCUGCCUGCACCUACGGAAACUGCUGUUGCUUUCUCACCAGGCCCCAUCCCUGGCCUUCAGCGUGGCCAGCUGGGCCACCCUGGCCACCCUGGCCCUCUUCCGCCUAGUGCCUCUGGGCUGGAUGAGUCUGUGGCUAAUCCGGCAGCAACACCAGGUUCCUCCCCCUCUGGUCAUCCUUAGUGGAACUGGGUUGGUCACUGUGGGUGCCAUAAGCAUCACACUAGGCAUACGUAUUUUGGUCAAUGAUGUCCUGCGAGCUCGGCCCUGCCCACGCAUCCUGGGGUACAAGGAAACUGGGGGCACAAGGAGAUAUCGUGAUGGUGAGCUUGUUGCCAGGGACGAUGCCACUCUCCUCCUGAAAGACUAGAGAGAGGCCUCAGGCUCCUCUUCUGCCAGGCCUGGGGCAGGUAGGGCCAGGACAGGGAGAUCGUGGUCUACAGUGUCCAGUCCACUGUGGGGUAAGGACUGGGCUGAAUUUUCAGUAUCUCAGUCCCUCUUCCAAGUAACUCACACCCCUCCCCCAUUCCUAGGAUCUGAGAAGAAAUGCUGAUGUUCAUGGAUGGUGGGAAACUGGGCUAUUGUUCAGUGAAUUCCAUCAUCAAAUGACUGCUUCUUCCAGCAAACUUCCUGGAGGUACAGCCAGUACUGCCAAUAAGGGGAAGAAGGAGGCAUGAAGCUAAGUGAAACUGCCAAUGACAUCCUCCGCUUUUAGCACAGGAACAGGUGAAGGAAGGCAAGGUCUUUUUUUUUUUUUUUUUAAGAAUUUUAUUUAUUUACUUGGCACAAAGAGAGAGAGCACAAGCAGGGGGAGUGGUAGGCAGAGGGAGAGCAGCUCAACAGGGGGCCCAAUCCCAGGACCCCAGGAUCACAACCCCAGCUGAAGGCAGACGCUGAACCAACUGAGCCACCCAGGCGCCCCCAAAGGUGAGGUCUUAUUAGGACCAGAGAGAUCUGAUGUGGAGGGGGUGGGUUCAGAGGGAAGAGAGACCUCACCUGUGACCAAAUUCCAGGCAGCGGAGGAGGCCACAACAGGUGCUAUCUGUAGCCAGUAGGGAUGGACAUACUAGUGGCCAAGAAACAGAAGAACUGGUCCACUACAGUCGCUGCUGAUACUUCUGGUUCUUGAAGCCACACUACCGUGUUUGUACUUAACGUGAGUCCUACUGCCUUUUAAAUUUUUAAAAAGCCCAGCAUCUGCCUUUUAAGUUUUCUUACUAUCUUCUGACCUCUUCAAAGAAAAUGCAGCUUCUUAAAGGAAGAGCAUGGGACUAGGUCUGUCUUCUUAGGAAAGUACUGAAGUCCAGAGCCAUUGCAGGGACUCAGACACCCAUUCUGGGUGCCAAGUGUAGCGUUUUCCAAGGCCUAGGCUUUCAUGGAAGAAUGAAGACAGGCAGAAGUAGACGAAGGGAGGCUUUCACUUGACUGCAGAGGGAUUAAGGAAUAUCUAACUCUCUUCUAGGAUUCAUUUGCAAGCUCUCCCUCUCUUUUUUCCCCUGCCAUUUGUUUUUUUUAUUUUUUUUUAAGAGGGGGAUGAGAGAAUCUUAAGCAGGCUCCAUUUCACAAACCUAAUAAGAUCAUGACCUGAGCUGAAACCAAGAGUCCUCUUCUUAACUGACUGAGCCACCCUGAUGCCCCUAGGGUAGGUUCUUACCACCCAGUUCUCAUUCUCUUAUCGCAUUUAAGAGACAGGAAAAAAAAUUUUUAAUUAAAUUUAAUUUUUUUUAAGAUUUUAUUUUUGUCUCUCUCUCUACCUGCCUCUCCAUCUACUUGUGAUUUCUCUCUGUCAAAUAAAUAAAUAAAAUCUUUAAAAAAAAAAAGAUUUUAUUUUUGUUUAUUUGACAGAGACAUAGUGAGAGAGGGAACACAAGCCGAGGGAGUGGAAGAGUGAGAAGCAGGCUUCCCACUGAGCAGAGAGCCCUGGUACAGGGGCCCGAAUCCAGGACCUUGGGAUCAUGACCUGAGCUGAAGGCAGACGCUUAAUGAGUGAGCCACCCAGGCACCCCUUUAAUUUUAUUUUUAAGUAAACUCCACACCCAAUGCCAGGCUGGAUCUCACAACCCAGAGAUCAUGACGUGAGCCAAAAUCAAGAGUCUGACACUUAACUGACUGAGUCACCCAGGCGCCCCUCUCCACUACCACUUCUGCUGUCUGUCUUUCUUUUUUUCUUUCCCUCUUUUUUUUUUCUUUUAAAGAUUUUAUUUAUUCACUUGACAGAGAUCACAAGCAGGCAGAGAGAGAGGAAGGGAAGCAGCCUCCCCACUGAGCAGAGAGCCCGGUACAGGACCCAAUCCCAGGACCCUGGGACCACGACCGGUGCCAAAGGCAGAGGCCUCAACCCACUGACCACCCAGGCGCCCCUCUUUCUUUCUUUUUAACUGUGGUGCAGAAUCUCUCCUUUCUUCAGGCAGAACAGCCAGGUUAUAGGAAGUGUAAAGAAGAUUAAGAUUGCUAUUCUACUAAACAACAGAUAGAAAGAGAUAACCCCUAAUUGUCCACAGAAAAGAUACAUGAGCAAAAACAAGAGACAGGAAGAUGAAAACAAAAAAAUCCUGGCCAAAAGCUGAGCUAGAGAAAGACAAAAGGGAUGAUAGAAAUAGACACACAAGGAGUGGCCGGGUGGCUCAGUGGGUUAAAGCCUGGGCCUUCUGUUCAGAUCAUGAUCCCAGGGUCCUGGGAUCCAGCCCCGCAUCAGGCUCUCUGCUCAGCAGCGAACCUGCUUCCCUUCCUCUCUCUGCCUGCCUCUCUGCCUACUUGUGAUCUCUGUCUGUCAAAUAAAUAAAUUUUUAAAAAAUCUUUAGGGGCACCUGGGUGGCUCAGUGGGUUAAAGCCUCUGCCUUUGGCUCAGGUCAUGGUCCCAGGGUCAUUGGAUCGAGUCCUGUGUCAGGCUCUCUGCUCAGCGGGGAGCCUGCUUCCCUUCCUCUCUCUCUCUGCCUGCCUCUCUGCCUACUUGUGAUCUCUGUCUAUCAAAUAAAUAAAUAAAAAUCUUAUUAAAAAUAAAUAAAAAAUCUUUAGAAAUAGACACACAUAAAUUGAGGGACAGAUUGAAAGAAAGAGAAGGAUCACCUGUAUCGAAGAGACAGAUGUGAAGAGAGACAGAGAGCAAGACAGGGAAUCCUUGGCAGAAAUGUGAAGAAAGUGUCAUGGAUGCCAACAGGAACCAAAGUUAUGGAACUGAUAAAAUGGUCAUAAACAUUAGUAUAUAGUCUUCAGUAUAGAAAAAUAUAGUAUAGAAUAUAUUACAUUUAUUCUAUAUUGAUUAUUCAAUAUAGAAUAACCAGUACAGAAAAAUAGAAAAAAAAAAGCUGAACGUAAGGGACCCCAAGGAUACAAGGCACAGAUGGUCUAGACAACGAAACAGAGUGACAAGGAGGAACAACUAGACUCAGGAGAGAUGGAGGUAAGAGAGGCAUUUAGAAAGAUUGGCAGAGCAAGAGAGAGGGGGGAAAUAGAGAUGAGGGGAGUUAGUCAGGGGAGCUGAGAAGCAGAACAGAAAGUGGAGGAGGCACUCAAAAGGAAGAUUCACUGGCAGAAAAAGAAAGUAGGAAAUAUGUUGAGUUGGAGACAGGCAGAAAGACAAAGGACAAACAGCUACAGUGCAAAACACAAAGACAGCCUGACAGGAACUGAUAGGCAGAGACUGGUAGGAAGAUGAAGAGAAGUCAGAAUCAGGGAUAUAAAUUGAGAUGGAAGAAUGGGCAAAGGGACUGAGAACCACAGAGAGGGAAAGAAGAGGUGGGGGGGGGGGGUUGGUGACAACUGAUUAAAUAAACAUCCAAAGGAAGAAGACACCGGACUGGCUCAGUUGAUAGAGCAUGUGUGAUCUCAGCGUUGUGAGUUUGAGCCCCAUGUUGGGUAUAGAGAUUACAUUAAAAAGAUAAAAUCUUGGGGCAUCUGGGUGGCUCAGUGGGUUAAAGCCUGUGUCUUCGGCUCGGGUCAUGAUCUCAGGGUCCUGGGAUCAAGCCCCACAUCGGCCUCUCUGCUAAGCGGGAGCCUGCUUCCUCCUCUCACUUGCGUACUUGUGAUCUCUCUCUCUCUGUCAAAUAAAUAAAAUCUUUUAAAAAAUUUAAAAAGAUAAAAUCUAAAAAAAAAGAAGAAGAAGAAGAAACGCAACACCAAACAGACAGACAAAACAAAAACAUCCAAAGGAAGGAACAAGGAAGAGGAGGAAAUAGAUGAAGAGAAGAAGAAAGAAAGCCUAGACAAAAAAUAAGGAGGGAUUGUGAUAGAUGCCCAUCAGAGUCAUUAAAGCACAAAGAGAAGAAUAACAAAUAGAGACAGGAGAAAUUGCCACAGCCAGAAGCAGAUACAGACAGAAAAUAAGAGCAGAGAUACUUCAUGUAAUCACAUAAGAGCCAGAGAGGCAAAUGUAUAAAAGGUGACGUAGAGAAAUAGUAGAAUUCUAUCAAACUGUAUGUGUCCUUCAUAGAAGUAGCAUCUUCAAAACUCAAUCUGCCAUCUUCACUGAAUGUCUGGAUUAACAAAAACAAUGUCCUGAGUUUUCAAAGACAAAGAAAUGUGUCAAACCCAUGGCAGGAAUCUGUUCCCUAAGUAUGUGUUGAGGUCAGUAUUGAUUCAUUCUAAGCCCUCCAUGUUUUCUUUUACCACUAUCAUAAAUUCAUGGUUCCAGUGAGUACCCCUCCAGGUAAUAGUUGAUAGUAUCUAUGAGAUCUAUCAAGACCUUGACCGCUAUGGAAAUAUGGCUGUUUCUGUGGGUUAACUAGUCAACCUUGUACAGGAAGGGUGAGAUUAGCUACUCAUGGGGGUAGGACAUGAAGGAAUAUCUGAACAAUUGGGGGUCACACAAAUUUUCGUCAUGGUAACCCAGCGAAACUUCAGGAAGGCAGGAUGGCAUUAUGAUUAUAACUGAUUAAGUAGAUUUCUCAUCAAGUAGACCAGUUAUAGAUGGUGUGGACCAGAUACAAAUGAUGGGUCCUUCAGAAGCAUGGUCAAUUGGGUCCCUAGAAAAGAGAAGCUCAAACAUGCAGAGGUUGGCAAAUGUUAUAUUCGGUACAAUGAGUUGGGCCACUCUGGCAGUGAUCUGUCAGACCUCAUCAUGGCCUAGUGAAGUGGUCCUCAAGACUGACUCCAUGCCACCAAGCUACUGGCUGAUGAAUUAUUUGUCUUCUGGCACAAGGGAGUGGCUCUCUUGGAUGGGGGACAUUGGUAUUAUAUGGUCUCAAACCACUAUCCUGAUCAUAAAUUAAUAAAUUGCUAUGUAAAUAAUUGCAUCAG
Messenger RNA from Mustela lutreola (European mink), 9941 nucleotides. RefSeq names its product TLC domain containing 2 (gene TLCD2). The coding region runs from base 4282 to 5076 and encodes 264 amino acids. Gene Ontology annotation, biological process: membrane assembly; phospholipid homeostasis; plasma membrane organization. The record is from RefSeq and is a predicted model, not a curated record. NCBI's taxonomy places the organism in Eukaryota, Metazoa, Chordata, Mammalia, Carnivora, Mustelidae. The transcript has 5 exons. Gene Ontology annotation, cellular component: plasma membrane.